GGCAAAAAAACAAAUGCCAGCGGACAGCGACUCUAUUAGUCUAGUAUAAAAAUAUAUUUUAUGGUGGUUACACAUGCUAAAAUAAUUAUUACAUUUUAAGUAUAAUACAUUUCGAACAAUACGUUACAGCGGAAUAAUAUUAAUAUGACAGAGAUUUUAGAUAUUGAUGGUAGCGUUCUUGAAGGAGGCGGCCAAAUUCUGAGAAAUUCGAUUUCAUUGAGUGCCAUUCUUGGCAUACCAGUGAGGGUAAAAAAUAUUCGAGCGGGUAGAAAAAAACCUGGCUUGGCAGCGCAACAUUUAAAAGGAAUACAGCUAGUAGCAGAAAUGUGCCAGGCAAAAUUAAGUGGUGCUCAUAUUGGUUCUACUGAUAUUCAAUUUAUCCCAGGGAAAAUCAGAGGUGGCCAUUACUUUGCUGAUAUCCAGACAGCAGGAUCUAUAAGCCUUUUACUCCAAGUGGCCCUGCCGUGUGCAUUGAUGGCAGAUUCCCCUGUAAUCUUAGAUCUCAAAGGAGGGACCAAUGUAGACAUGGCGCCACAAAUAGACUACAUGAAUGAAAUAUUUAGAGAAAACCUGAAACAGUUUGGUGCUAAAUAUUACUGUACAGUAAUAAAGAGAGGAUACUUUCCCCGAGGAGGUGGACAUGUAGAAGUGACUGUGAAACCAAUACGGUCCUUAAAAAGUGUUACUUUUCAUGAUAGGCUUUGUAGAGGCCCUUUGUUCGUCAAUAUACGGAGCUUUGUAGCUGGGAAGUUGCCUGUUAAGAUAGCUUAUGAAAUGGCCAAUGGUGCUAAAGACAAAAUAGCUAUGAAUUAUCCAACUUAUAUUAGUUGUAAAAAAGACCAGCAAAGUAUGGGAAGUAACUGCAGCGGUAUUCUUGUAUGGACUCCUUUGGCCACUGGUUGUGUAUUAGGUGUGGACGGUUUAUUUAAGGGCUCCAUUGAUCCCUUAGAAGUUGGAGAAAAAAUUGGGGCAGAUUUUAUGAAAUUAAUUAAUUCAUCUGUCAGCCUUGAUUCAUACGCUCAGGACCAAAUGAUAAUAUAUAUGUGCUUGGCGGAUGGGGAAUCAAUAGUUCAUACUGGAGAGAUCACGCUACACACGAAGACAGCAAUACAUAUCGCCGAGACCAUCGCUAAGACAAAAUUCACAAUACGACCGGAUGGUGACGAAAACUUUAUCCAAUGCUCCGGAUUGGGAUUCUUCAACAAAAAUAUUACAUAAACGAUUAGCUAGUAUUUUGUAUGCGACAUCUUCCGAAAAUAUUUGUUAACGAAGUCCCAUUUUCAUGUAGAAAAUAUAUGGUACGCGAAUAUUAUAAUGGAAGUUGCUAUGCUUGCAAUACGUAUACGGCCCGAUUUGUAAUGGCCAACAUACUCGCGGCCAUCAUGUGUAUAUAUCUAUGCCCAUAGAUAGAUACACACAUGUGCCCGCAUAUUAACAUAAGCUUUAUUAUAAAAUAAAUAUUAUAACUUAUUCUAAUUGAAUAUAUUCUGAAUGUACAACAGACUGAUUUAAAUAAAGUUA
Messenger RNA from Pieris rapae (cabbage white), 1521 nucleotides. RefSeq names its product RNA 3'-terminal phosphate cyclase (gene Rtca). The transcript is spliced from 9 exons. Gene Ontology annotation, biological process: RNA processing. Lineage: Eukaryota; Metazoa; Arthropoda; Insecta; Lepidoptera; Pieridae. Gene Ontology annotation, molecular function: RNA-3'-phosphate cyclase activity. The coding region runs from base 145 to 1218 and encodes 357 amino acids. Gene Ontology annotation, cellular component: nucleus. The record is from RefSeq and is a predicted model, not a curated record.